UCAGAGAUGGAUUCUGCGAAAAAUGAAACCUCAAAAACAUUGCUGAGUGCAAGAGAUACUGAAAACAAUGAUAUCGGUGUGCGAGAGCAAGAUAAUUUGGUCACGUUGCAGUGGAGAAAUUUGAAGGUGACUACAAAAGCCGGUCGUGUCCUUCUCAAUGGUGUCAGUGGGUGUGCCGUACCGGGAGAAGUCAUCGCACUGAUGGGAGCCAGUGGAGCCGGAAAAACGACACUGCUCAAUACGUUGUUGCAGCGGAAUUUGAGGGGCCUGCAAGUCGAAGGCGAGAUUCUGGUGAAUGGGCAGAAUAUUGGAAAAGGGGUGACCAGUGUGUCGGCGUAUGUUCAGCAGGAGGAUUUGUUCAUGGGAACGCUUACGGUCAAAGAGCACCUGGACAUCCAGGCUAAACUCCGUCUUCCGCCUGGAACAUCUACAACUGCGAGAGCAACUCGCGUGAACGAGGUGAUGAACGAAAUGCUACUGGAGAAGCCUCGUGACAGCAGAAUCGGAGUUCCGGGGAUCAAGAAGGGUAUUUCGGGAGGAGAAAUGAAACGUCUCGCGUUCGCCACGGAAAUGAUUAACAAUCCUCCGAUUAUCUUCUGCGAUGAGCCAACGACUGGCCUAGAUUCUCACAUGUCUUUGCAAGUUGUCAAGACUCUGGAGCAAAUGGCUUUGGAGAAGGGAAAAACGAUCAUCUGCACGAUUCAUCAGCCUUCUUCCGAAGUGUUUGAGAUUUUUGAUAAGGUAGUUUUCUUGGCUCAGGGCAGAAUUGCUUUCCAUGGAGCAAUUGAUGAGGCUAUUCAUCAUUUUUCGAGUUGUGGGUAUCAGGUUCCGGAUCAUACAAACCCGGCGGACUAUUUUAUUGAUACCCUUGCGAUCAAGCCAUCUGAAGCGGAAGCCUGUAAGAGCCGAUGCCAAGAGCUCUGUGACAAAUUCGAGAAGAGUUUCUACAACGAGCGGCUCACAAAACUGAUGGAUCAGACGAAAGAUGUCCGUGCAAUGACUCCACAUCACUCGGCAACUUACCCAGUUUUGCUUUAUGCACUUUUCUAUAGAUACAUGCUUGACAACAUUCGAAAUCCCGCAAUUAUGAAGGCAAAAUUGAUUCAAAAACUAUUUAUGGGACUUUUCAUUGGAACACUGUUUUACGGACUUGAGACUGAUCAGGACGGACUUGCCAGCUACAAAGGCGCCCUAUUCUACUACAUCUCGGAACUCACCUACUCGACAAUUUUCGGAAUUCAAGCAUUCAUGCCAGCCGACUAUCCGCCGCUAGUUCGCGAGUACGAUGACCGGAUCUAUCCGAUUUCCGCUUACUACAUUGCGAAAAUUUGCUCGUUUCUGCCAAUUUUCACAGUCGAUGGAAUUAUUCUCGUAGUGUCUUCCUACUUUUUGGUCGGAUUUCCAAGCGAUUUUGGGGUUUUUUUGAGACAAAUUUUUACGUGUAUGGCCAUUGAGUGGAAUGUUGCCGCGUUGGGAAUUGCCGUGUGCGCGACUGCUCCGUCAUACGCAAUCGCUGUGACUGUCACUGGACCAUUGCUCACCGUAUUCUCUCUGACUGGUGGACUCUUCACGAAUAUUGCUGAAAUGCCCGCUUGGAUCAAUUGGGUGCAAUAUUUGUCUUGGUUUCGUUACGGUUACGAGUCGCUAGUGGUCAAUCAAUUUCAACACGACCAAUUCGCGAAUAUCACGUGUAACGCAAAUAUGAAUGAGCAACUUUGCGAGAAGAGCGGCCCGAUUGCUAUCAAGAAUUUCUCAUUUGACACUGCAAAUUUGUACACUAAUUGGGUUGCGAUGAUCUACUUGACAAUUAUCAUUUAUAUUGUUGGAUAUAUGGGUCUCGUGCGGAGAGUUAUCGCCAAUCGAUGAUUAUUGAUUGAACUCUUUUUGCACUCUUUUUGAAUGAUGAUUUGUGGAUAAAAACCGUUUUAGGUUA
Messenger RNA from Caenorhabditis elegans, 1933 nucleotides. It is a transcript of the gene wht-8, whose product is annotated as ABC transporter domain-containing protein. NCBI's taxonomy places the organism in Eukaryota, Metazoa, Nematoda, Chromadorea, Rhabditida, Rhabditidae. The record is from RefSeq and is marked reviewed. The transcript is spliced from 13 exons. Gene Ontology annotation, molecular function: nucleotide binding; ABC-type transporter activity; ATP hydrolysis activity. Gene Ontology annotation, cellular component: membrane. Bases 7 to 1866 code for a protein of 619 amino acids.